CAAAAUCCAAACUCAAACAAAAAAAAAGAGGCGAGUCGGGACUCGGGAGGGUGCAUCCUUUUCGUUCAGGGUCUGGGGCAUACCAGAUUACCAGCACCCUCUCUUCUCAAAUCCACUCUUGUUUCCUUUGCCAUGGCUCUUUCUCUUUCUUGACGUAUAUUCUCUUCUCCUUCUCCUUUUCACGCAAACAUACACUGGUAAUCUCACUUUCCUAUCUGGGUUAUCCUCUUAACAGGGAAUAUAUUUUCAUCAAUUCAUUAAUAAAGUUCAUAACAUUUGGGUGUCUAGUACUGAAUAUUGACUCUUGUGAGUGGUGGGCGGAUUUUUUGUUUUGCUCGACCACAUCAUGCCCGUUCUGAAGAAAGUAUUCAAUGCUUGCAAGGAUUCAUUUAAACCUACCGGUCCAGUCUCUGAGGAGGCUCUUGAAAAAGUUCGUGCAAUUAUAGAUGACUUGAAGCCUGCAAAUGUGGGUCUUGAGCAGGAGGCAAUAGCAGCACAAAAAUGGAAACCUCUUUCUAAUGGAAGUAAUGGGAGAAGAGCUCGCAACGGCAGUAAUCAGCAGUAUCCUCCCCCCAUAAAGUAUCUGCACAUAUAUGAAGAGGAAAAGUUUUCUAUAGGAAUUUUCUGCAUGCCUCCCUCAUCAAUCAUACCUCUUCACAAUCAUCCCGGAAUGACUGUGUUGAGCAAGCUUUUGUAUGGAACUAUGCAUGUAAAGUCAUAUGAUUGGGUCGACUUGCCUGAGCUUCCUGAGUCAUCCCAAGUUAGACCUGCCAAACUGGUUAGAGACUGUGAGAUGACAGCUCCUUGCGGUACAACCAUUUUGUACCCGACAAGAGGUGGUAACAUUCAUUGUUUCAAAGCGAUAACGCCCUGUGCCAUCUUUGACAUUCUUACUCCUCCAUAUUCCUCAGAAGAUGGGCGGCACUGUUCUUAUUUCCGGAGAGCUUUGAAAAAGGACUUGCCUGAUGAUAUUGGUCAACAACCCGAGGGUGUAAAUCUUGACGAAAUUAUUUGGUUAGAAGAAAUUCAACCUCCCGAGAAUUUUGUGGUUUUUCGUGGACAGUAUAAUGGCCCUCAGGUGGUGAAGAAACCUUAAGAUUAUGAUGGGUCCUAUCACAUAUGUACAAUACCAUCAAGCAGAGCGGCUCUGAACAAUGGGACACGGCCUUUUCAGGUGGUUAAACGACUUCUCAUGCUGCUGAGUUGUAUUAAUAAUUGCUUUGAGAAGCAUAGACGAGUCUGAAAUAUUGGAGAGUGUUAACAUGUACAUAUGGAUAUUUUACUUGGAUCAAUGACACUCCUUUGUCACAGGUUAUAGGUUGAGGGGUUUCGUUAACUUGUUAAAAUCCCGCAUUUUACCUUGUUCAUUUACAUGUAUUAUUUUGCGGGCACUAUUUAUCCUUACGAAAUAUCUAUUAUAUUAUCCUUUUUGUUUA
Amaranthus tricolor (Joseph's coat) is the source of this 1436-nucleotide messenger RNA. Its product is annotated as plant cysteine oxidase 4-like. Gene Ontology annotation, molecular function: oxidoreductase activity, acting on single donors with incorporation of molecular oxygen, incorporation of two atoms of oxygen. The coding region runs from base 347 to 1096 and encodes 249 amino acids. Lineage: Eukaryota; Viridiplantae; Streptophyta; Magnoliopsida; Caryophyllales; Amaranthaceae. The transcript has 6 exons. The record is from RefSeq and is a predicted model, not a curated record.